GCGGCGUAGACAAAGGCGGGCGCGCGCACGUCCUCACGCACGCCUCUCUGCCGGCGGCGGCGGCUUGGGCGGGAGGCAGCGUCCCGCGGAGGCGCCCGGCGGUCGCUUUGGCAGCAUGUAAGCACCUUUUUGCCAAGAGCCCAGGUCACCGCUGUGCAGGGGCCUUAGGGAGAAGACUGUCGAGAGGGAGCCAAUGCCAGACGCGACCGGCGUCUCGCUCGCCGCGGGCAGCAUGCGCCACUGUGUGCCAGCCUCUGCGUCCUGCUGGCUCAGACUGUAGCUCUCCAGAUACUCAAGUUCAAAAGCCUUCUGUGUGAAGUGCCAGCAGUCACGCCACCUCCUCAGAAGUGAUCAGGAUCUUUCUUCUUGGUACUUCUGGCACCGACAGACCUGCAGGACAGAUUUAGCUGCUAGAUGCUCUUGGACAGGAAAAACACACCUCUGGAAGCAGCAGCGGGCUAGCGGCACAGAGGCCCCUCGCUCGCACGGACGCUCAGCCUGGCCUCGCAUGCAUCUCCCUGCCUUGGUCACCUCCUCGGCCCGUCUGUUCGGGGGAGACCCGGCACUCCCAGGCUGCCUCCUGCGGCCCUUCCCUGCUGUCGCUCCCCGCCCCCGCCGUCUGCCCGGGCCGGCGAGCCAUGUGAGCCGUGGAAUGGAGUGUGCCCCCCGCCAGGGACGUGCUCGCUGUCGCCGGCCGGCGCUGUCGGGAAGGACCCUCUGAAACCUGUGCUGUGUGCGUGGUGGGGCGCCAGCCUUGCGGGGCCUCCACCAUGCUCCUGCUGCUGCCUUUUGAUAGCCUGAUCGUCAGCCUGCUGGGCCUCUCCCUGACCGUCCUCUUCACCCUGCUGCUCGUGUUCAUCAUCGUCCCGGCCGUUUUUGGAGUCUCCUUUGGCAUCCGGAAGCUCUACAUGAAAACGCUGUUGAAAAUCUUCGCGUGGGCCACCUUGAGGAUGGAGCGAGGAGCCAAAGAGAAGAACCACCAGUUGUACAAGCCCUACACCAACGGAAUCAUUGCAAAAGACCCCACGUCGCUGGAGGAAGAGAUCAAGGAGAUCCGGCGGAGUGGCAGCAGCAAGGCCCUGGACAACACGCCGGAGUUUGAGCUCUCGGACAUUUUCUACUUCUGCCGCAAGGGGAUGGAGACCAUCAUGGACGAUGAGGUGACGAAGCGGUUCUCGGCGGAGGAGCUGGAGUCCUGGAACCUGCUGAGCAGGACCAACUACAACUUCCAGUACAUCAGCCUGCGGCUCACCGUGCUCUGGGGGCUCGGGGUGCUCGUCCGCUACUGCUUCCUCCUUCCGCUCAGGGUCGCCCUUGCUUUCACCGGGAUUGGCCUUCUGGUGGUGGGCACGACUCUUGUGGGAUACCUGCCAAACGGGUGGCUCAAGGAGUUCUUGAGUAAGCACGUGCACCUGAUGUGUUACCGGAUCUGCGUGCGCGCCCUCACAGCCAUCAUCACCUACCACGACAGGAAAAACAGACCACGAAACGGUGGCAUCUGUGUGGCCAAUCACACGUCUCCUAUCGAUGUGAUCAUUUUGGCCAGUGAUGGCUACUACGCCAUGGUGGGCCAGGUGCACGGUGGCCUCAUGGGCGUCAUUCAGAGAGCCAUGGUGAAGGCCUGCCCGCACGUCUGGUUUGAGCGCUCCGAAGUCAAAGACCGCCACCUGGUGGCCAAGAGGCUGACUGAACACGUGCAGGAUAAAAGCAAGCUGCCUAUCCUCAUUUUCCCGGAAGGGACCUGCAUCAAUAACACGUCGGUGAUGAUGUUCAAGAAGGGCAGCUUUGAAAUCGGAGCCACGGUCUACCCCGUCGCCAUCAAGUACGACCCUCAGUUCGGGGACGCCUUCUGGAACAGCAGCAAGUACGGGAUGGUGACCUACCUGCUCAGGAUGAUGACCAGCUGGGCCAUUGUGUGCAGCGUGUGGUACCUGCCGCCCAUGACCCGGGAGGCAGAUGAGGAUGCCGUCCAGUUUGCGAACAGGGUGAAGUCCGCCAUUGCCCGGCAGGGAGGCCUUGUGGACCUGCUAUGGGACGGCGGCCUGAAGAGGGAGAAGGUGAAGGACACCUUCAAGGAGGAGCAGCAGAAGCUGUAUAGCAAGAUGAUCGUGGGCAACCAGGAGGACAGGAGCCGCUCCUGAGAGCCGCAGCCGCCCAGCUCCCCUGCGGGGGCGCUGGGCCCCGGCCGCGCUGCGCACGCCUGACGACCAGUGCCGGGACAAAUGCCAUUAAAGUCAGCUCUCCACCUGCGCGUGUGGUGCGGCCGCGCGGGGGCGGGGCUGGGGCCGCCCCCACCCCAGCCUCAGCCCCGCCCCGCCCACGAGCGCCGAGGACGCCAUCAGAACACUGGGGGCCGCGGGGGCUCUCGCCCUGUGCCGCUGUGGGCGGACGGAGGGCCCCGCAGGACUGCGGGCCGGAGCCGUGCGUGCUCGGACUGCAGCCCACCUGGGCUGCCCGUGUGACCUGCCUCUGGCCAGUGUGCCUCGGUUUCCCCGCCUGCGCGCAGGCCCAGAGGGGGAGGGCGGUGAUACCUACCUCACAGGGUUGUUGUGGGGACGCUGGCGCGGCCGUGUCGGAGGCAGGUCUGUGGGGCGUGGGGGCGCGCUGAGGCCGGGCUGCCGCACGGGCCUGCCGAUCUGUUUUUAUCGGUCAAUAAAGUCGGAAGGCGAAUGAACUGAG
Messenger RNA from Lepus europaeus (European hare), 2679 nucleotides. It is a transcript of the gene GPAT4, whose product is annotated as glycerol-3-phosphate acyltransferase 4. Gene Ontology annotation, molecular function: glycerol-3-phosphate O-acyltransferase activity. Lineage: Eukaryota; Metazoa; Chordata; Mammalia; Lagomorpha; Leporidae. Gene Ontology annotation, cellular component: endoplasmic reticulum. The record is from RefSeq and is a predicted model, not a curated record. The transcript has 14 exons. Gene Ontology annotation, biological process: triglyceride biosynthetic process. Bases 771 to 2141 code for a protein of 456 amino acids.